Messenger RNA from Lodderomyces oxycetoniae, 4215 nucleotides. It is a transcript of the gene SNT1, whose product is annotated as Snt1p. The coding region runs from base 1 to 4215 and encodes 1404 amino acids. NCBI's taxonomy places the organism in Eukaryota, Fungi, Ascomycota, Pichiomycetes, Serinales, Debaryomycetaceae. Gene Ontology annotation, cellular component: Set3 complex; chromatin. Gene Ontology annotation, biological process: regulation of transcription by RNA polymerase II. The record is from RefSeq and is a predicted model, not a curated record. The transcript has a single exon.
AUGUCCUCGUCACAUCUAAAAGGAGGGCCCCAAGCUACUUCAUCUCGAUAUAACGAAAGGGAAAGAGACGAUUGUUUAGACUAUACCAAACCUCGACGAAAAAAUUUUUACUCUUCAAAUACAAAUACAAAUACAAGUACAAGUACAAGCACCACAAGUACAAAUUUAAAUGCAAAUGCUAAUGCUAGUCAAAGUAUAUCGGCACCAACUUCGAAUUUCCACCAUAAUCCAUCUAUAUCAACUUCAUCAGCCACAUCAAAUUCAUCCUCAUCAAAUCUACCGAGCUUGACGCGUCGAGAUUUCAAGAGUAAUGGCCCAGGCUCUUCCUCAUUGUCUCAUCUGAAAGAUUCUCCCCAAUUUAGAAACGGUGUUGCUUUGGAGCCAAACCUUAAUCCCGCAUCGAACUAUAACUCCAUCGCAUCAUCCGCAUCAUCCUCCUCCUCCUCAUCCUCCUCCUCAUCCUCCUCCUCCUCCUCCUCGUCUUCUUCUUCAUCUGCAUCAAAUUACUACUCAAAUUACAACACUUAUGGCGGCGGUUAUUACCGCUCUGAAAAUAGAAGGAAAAAUUUGGCUCAAAUGCAAAAUAAAGGGGCUGGUGAUUCUCGACUAACUUCGUCAAACUCAUUAUCAUCAACAAAUUACAGAAAUGGUGACAUGAACAAGAGAGACCGCUAUGAUUCAUACGUAUCCCCUGACUCAAAUAUACCUCUAGGAAAAUGGAAAAGUGGUCGAAAUUUUCUGUUAUCAAACUCAACAAAGUAUUCGGCAAAGGAUAGAAUACGAAAUGGAAAGAUACAAAAGGGAAAUCUCUACUCUACCGGAGGUAACUCUUCUUCAUCAUCAUCAUCAGGUUAUCCAAAUGAUUUUGAAGACCAUACAUAUCGUCCAAGUUCUACUUACAAUUCAGAGCAAUUCUAUUCAUCAAAAAAGGGAUAUGGCUCUUACUAUGCAAGAAACAAGCCAAAUAGUCGCUAUCUAUCAUCAUCGUCGUUAUCUUCAUCACUAUCACACCUGAUGUCAUCUAAUAUAUCCGGAAAGGAGAGGUUUAACCAGGGUAGAAAGUAUGGUGCUAGUACUACCGGUGCUAGUUUUGCAAAUAGGCGAGAAGAUGAUAAAGAAACUGAGGAUGAAGAGGAACAAGGAGGAGAAGAUGGAGAAGAAGGAGAAGGAGAAGAGGGAGGAGAGGGAGAAGAGGGAGAAGAAAGAGAAGAAAGAGAAGAAAGAGAAGAAAAGGAAGAAAGAGAAGAAAGAGAAGAAAGAGAAGAAAGAGAAGAAAGAGAAGAAAGAGAAAGAGAAGAAAGAGAGGAAAGAGAGGAAAGAGAGGAAAGAGAAGAAAGAGAAGAAAGAGAAGAAAGAGAGGAAAGAGAGGAAAGAGAAAGAGAAGGUGAAGGGGAAGAAGGAGAAGGAGAAGGAGAUGUGGAAAUGGAAGCAACUGAAGAAAUAAAGGAAAAAGAUGAGAAAGCAAACAAAAACGAUAAUUACUGUACCAACGCUAAGGAAAAUGAAAAUAAACACCAACAAAAAACUAUUGUUGAAACUAAGAAACUAUAUGACAAUAAAGACUUACAAAUUAAGGCGGAAACAAAAACAAACAUCCUCACGGACAAUUCACAACUGGAAAAGGCUAGAAACGAAGAUACAGUUUCAAUCAAAAUAAAACCAGAAACGAAUACACUAGAACAGGAUGCCAAACCAGACAAUUUAACCUCUCAAGCAAUUAAAGUCGAACCAAGCGAAAAUGAGCAAAAUAUCACACCAGAAGAAAAUGAAAAUGAAAAGACUAUUGAUUCUAAUAACCUUGGUAAGUUUCCUUUGCCCGAAUUGGAGUUUCAAUUUGAGCAAAUGCGAAUUGAGUAUGAAACGCUAAAGAAAUACAAGGAGAAGGAAAUUUCUCAAAUAAGGUAUCUUUUAGCACAACCUGUUGUUGAUUUUUUUGAAUACCCAUUCUUUUUAAUCAAUUACCAUCGUUUUACUCUAAAAGGAGGAGAAAUGGUUGAGCAAAUGCGUAAUAAAAAAUCUCAAAUACGUUUAAAGACUUUGAAAUUGUGGCAUGAGUAUAAAACUGGAGCCAAACUUUGGGAGGAAGAAAGGGUAAAAAUGGAGCAACAAUUACGUAUCAUUCAUCCGCCCGAUGACGAGGGAAGGAAAGAAAUUGACGCUGGUGAUUUGAAAAAACAAAAUCGGCAAACUGUAGCUCCGAAUGGUGGUAGCUCCUCGGCUACCCAAACCAAUUAUAAUGGCUCUCCAGUAAAUGCAGCAUCAGAGGGUCCGAUAAUUUCAACAAGGCGUAGUAGUCGAAGACAUGGUGACUUAGUGACUACUGAAGCAGAAUUCCAAGAGAUUUUACUUACCUUGGGAAAAGAACAAGAUAUGGAUCCACUAUCAAAGGCUCAAAGAGUUGCUGCAGAUAUUCCCGAUCUACUCUUGGAUCCAGUGAAGCGAAAUGAAUUCAAAUAUAUGGACUCCAAUAAUAUUGUAAAAGAUAAAUUAAAAUGGGCACAACGAGUCAAGUCUGAUUUUUUCAACACGUUUUCGGAAAAGGAACACGAAAUGUUUAGUGAAGCAUUCUGUUUGUAUCCGAAACGGUUUGGUGCUAUUUCCAGGCAUAUGGGUGGUUUAAGAAGUGCUUCAGAUUGUGUUGUGCAUUAUUAUAUGACUAAAAAAGUAAUCAACUACAAGCAGUUGUUGAUACAUUAUAAAAAGAAGGCUAAUAGGAAAGGUCGUCGAAUCAAAAGCGCUGCUCGUGCCAAAAACGCGGCACAAACUGAAAAGGAAUCAACUCCAUCUGGUAGUGAAAGUCAGCAUCAAGAAAAUAACCCAAAGGAUUCUUCGGUUGAGCGAACGACGACUCCAGAUGAGUCUGCUGAUAAUAAUACACCACUGGUUGAUAUACCUAAAAUUGUAACUGUGACGUCAGCUCUUGAAAACAAGGAAGAAGUUUUUACCGAUACCGGUCGUCGAAAGAGGGCCGCAGCACCAGUGUUUGAAGGCAAACCAAGGGAAAAGAAGAAAGCAAAAGUGGUGAAAGAGACGGAUACUAUUGUGCCGAAUGUGAAGCAGGAUAUGAGUGUUGAGGAGACAACGCAAAACCUGAAUGCUCCUGUUAUUGCUACUGCUACUGCUACUACUGCUGCUACUGCUGCUCCUCCUAUUCCUGAAUCUAUCGGAGGAGAAGAUACACAAGCAAAGGCCAAUGAAACUUUACACAGUGUUGCUGAUCAGGUGGAAUCGUUGCUUACCAAAGAACUAAAAUCCAAAUCACCACUUCGUCUGCAAGAUGAUGCGAAGGAAAAACGAAAGGCUAUUUCUAGUUAUUGGAAUAUCACGGAAGCAACUGCUUUCCCAGGUUUAUUAGCGGAGUACGGUACCAAAUGGACAUCUAUAGCUGAUAGUUUGGGUACAAAGUCUGCAAUAAUGGUUCGAAAUUAUUAUCUUCGAAAUGCAGAAAAGAAUGGAUGGACAGCAAUUGCCAAUGAGGCCGACGAGAGAUUGAAUGUGAAGAGUACCACUACUAAUCUGAUAGAUCAGGAAGAAAAGAAGAGUUUCACCAACUAUUCUCAGUCUUCGCAGCAACAACGACAGCAACAACAGCAACAGCAACAGCAACAGCAAGCACGCUACAUUCCUAUUGGAACUUUUCAUAAUCCAUUGCCGACCUAUACCAAUCUGGUCUCUACAUAUCAGAUACCAUCUGCUGAAACCCAACCAACUUCGUUCACACAAUCACAGCCUCAGCCACAGCCUCAGUCACAGUCACAACCAUACUUUGGUCAGCAGUCAUCUCAGCAUUAUUUCAAUCCUUCAAUCAGUAAUCUUUUAUCGUCAGAUCAUGUUCCAAUUGCAGCACCAACGGCACUGACAGCAGAAUCAAUUCCAAAUAAUCAAGAACCUCAUAUUUUUCGUGCUUACAAUCCCCUGCUUCCACAUUCUGAAACAAUAGUUAAACCAAAAACACCAGUUAAGUCUCUUCCCGUACAUAAAAGUUCCAUCAUGAACCUUUUAAAUUCAGACACAAGUCCACUUAAAACCACCGAACCCAUUCAUCAACAACGUCCUAUUCGAAAUCAAAUACACCGUACCAUGAACAAUUUGACAGAUAUAUUGAAUGCACCAACGGAACCCAAAAACCCCUUGACUCAAAAUAAAUCACAGCCCCCACCAACCGUGAAACGAGGUGGUAUUGCUAGUCUUUUAUCUGCUGAUUCUGACCCAUGA